AUCCCCAAGUAUCUAUACACACUCAUUUGAUAUUUGCUGGUCCUUACACAGAGCACAGAAAGAUGAAAAUCUCCAACACCCCCAACACCACCAGCAACAUCACUGGCUUCAUCCUCCUGGGCUUCCCUGGCUCCAGGGAGGGCCACAUCUUCCUCUUUGUGCUCUUCUCUGGUGCCUACCUCCUGACCCUCAUGGGCAAUGGUUCCAUCAUCUGUGCUGUGUGCUGGGAUCAGAGACUCCACACCCCCAUGUACAUCCUGCUCGCCAACUUCUCCUUCCUGGAGAUCUGCUAUGUCACCUCCACGGUCCCCAACAUGUUGGCCAACUUCCUCUCUGACAACAAGGUCAUCUCCUUCUCUGGGUGCUUUCUCCAGUUCUACUUUUUCUUCUCCCUGGGUGCUACAGAAAGCUUUUUCUUAGCUAUAAUGGCAUUUGAUCGCUACCUUGCCAUCUGCCGGCCUCUACAUUACCCCACUCUUAUGACUGGACGACUCUGCUCCAAUCUUGUGGUCAGCUGCUGGGUAAGUGGUUUCCUCUGGUUUUUGAUUCCCAUUAUCAUCAUCUCCCAAAUGUCAUUCUGUGGUUCCAGGAUUAUUGACCACUUCCUGUGCGACCCAAGUCCUCUUCUAGCACUCACUUGCAAAAAAGCUCCUGUGAUAGAGCUUGUCUUCUCCACUUUAUGUCCUGUGCCCCUCAUCAUUCUCUGUUCCUUUAUCAUGGGGUCCUAUGCUCUGAUUUUAAAAGCUGUAUUCAAAGUCCCUUCAGCAGCUGGACGAAGAAAGGCUUUCUCCACUUGUGGGUCUCACCUGGCUGUGGUUUUACUGUUCUAUGGCUCAGUUGUUAUCAUGUAUGGAAGCCCAGCCUCUGAGCAUGAAGCUGGAAUGCAGAAGAUCGUUACUCUCUUUUAUUCUGUUGUGACCCCACUUCUUAACCCUGUGAUAUAUAGUCUUAGAAACAAAGAUAUGAAAAUGGCCCUGCAGAAAUUUCUGAGGCUAUUAAAAGUGUUAAUCAAAAAUGUUCUUGAACAAUUAGAGUCCAAAAUUGUAUUUAACUUAUUUACAAACAUUCACAAAAAUCGUAUUUAA
Molecule: messenger RNA, 1085 nt
Organism: Camelus dromedarius (Arabian camel)
Lineage: Eukaryota; Metazoa; Chordata; Mammalia; Artiodactyla; Camelidae
Product: olfactory receptor 11G2
Exons: 1
Coding region: 63-1085 (340 amino acids)
Biological process (GO): G protein-coupled receptor signaling pathway
Cellular component (GO): membrane
Molecular function (GO): olfactory receptor activity; G protein-coupled receptor activity
Source: RefSeq, a predicted model, not a curated record